CUGCCAAAUGUGCCAUGUGCCAUAAACUAAUCUCUCAUCUACCGCGAGGCCGAAACUGGGGUCUCCCGAGUCCAACCAAAGUCAGGAAAAUCUGAAAAUACAUCAUCACCCACUCGGUCCCCGAUAAAUCGGAUUUCGGCCGGAAUAUCCCCAUCGGCGACAGGGACGAUGAUCGGCCGGAGAGCUUGGCGCGAACUGCGGCGGAGUUACGGCCGGCGGUGGCCGAUCCCGGCGGCCUGUCAAGUCCCGUGUCCUUCGCCGGGCUUCGCGGCGCCGGAGCUCGGAAGACCUCCCGCUCGGAGCGGCUGCGCGAAGUCGAGCCGCGCUCCCCUCGCGACUGCGGCGUUUCUCUCGAGCGAUCUUCGAUUCCGAUUCGAAGAUUUGUGCAGAAUGAAGGCGUGUGGCUUUUCGAGCGAUGCGUUGAGGGAUGCUCCUGUUGCUGGAAUGGUCGAUGUGCCAUUGGCACAGACAGGUGAAGGCAUCGCUGAGUGCGAGCUUCUCAAAUGGUUUGUUCAAGAGGGGGAUCUGAUCGAGGAAUUCCAACCACUUUGUGAAGUUCAGAGUGAUAAAGCGACCAUAGAAAUAACAAGUCGGUACAAAGGAAAAGUUGCCCACAUUAAUUGCAUUCCUGGUGAUAUAGUGAAGGUUGGAGAGACUCUUCUAAAGAUGGCUGUUGAGGAUCCACAUCUUCUGAUGGAGGAUUGUGGUGGUUUAGAAAAUGUCAAUUCUCCAACUUCUGAGAUGAUAAAAAGCAAAAAAUGUGGAGUCCUGUCAACACCAGCAGUUCGAGGUCUUGCCAAAGAAUAUGGCAUAGACAUAACUGAUGUGCAUGGUACUGGAAGGGAUGGCAGAGUGCUAAAGGAAGAUGUUCUUAGAUAUGCUGCUGACAAAAGAAUUAUGGAAGGUAGUUCUACCUCUCCGGGUACUGAUCACGAGGAGCAGUUACCGGAAGGAGCACAGACUCACCAUAAUGUAUCAGCUAAAUCUGGAUGGCAUUAUAAUGAUGAAACGAUCCCCUUGAGGGGAUUCCAGCGAGCAAUGGUCAAAUCAAUGUCUCUGGCUGCAAAAGUACCACAUUUUCAUUAUGUAGAGGAGAUAAACUGUGAUGCUCUGGUGGAGCUUAAAGCAUCUUUCCAGGACAAUAACACAGAUCCAGAUGUCAAGCACACUUUUCUACCGCUGUUGAUAAAGUCACUUUCAAUGGCUUUAAGCAAAUAUCCCAUAAUGAACAGUUGCUUCAAUGAGGAAUCACUUGAAGUCAUCCUUAAAGGUUCGCACAAUAUAGGAAUUGCGAUGGCCACUCCAAACGGUCUUGUUGUACCGAAUAUUAAAAAUGUUCAGUCUCUGUCUAUCUUGGAGAUAACAAAGGAGCUGUCACGGUUGCAACAAUUUGCUUUGAAUAACAAGCUCAAUCCAGAAGAUGUAUCUGGCGGAACGAUAACGUUGAGCAACAUUGGAGCAAUCGGUGGGAAGUUUGGUUCCCCUCUUCUGAACUUGCCUGAAGUUGCCAUCAUUGCAGUCGGGCGGAUCCAGAAUGCUCCACAGUUUGCAGAUGAUGGAGACGUGUAUCCAGUGUCUAUCAUGACUGUAAACGUGGGUGCGGAUCACAGAGUCUUGGACGGAGCUACGGUGGCCAGAUUUUGCAACGAGUGGAAGCAAUAUGUGGAAAAACCGGAGUUGCUGAUGUUGCAAAUGAGGUGAUCCAGCAACAAAUACAGGUCACCGUAUCUCCUUUGUGUCUGUGUACAUGGCAAUAAAAAGAGCUGUUUUAGUUGUUUUGGCGACCAACAGAAUGUACAUGUCUGAAAAGACGAAACUUAGAUUACCAUGCAGUGCUGGGGUUGAAGUGAUUCUAACCGAGAAAAAGCCAUUUAGACUUUGCACAUGACACGACAGGGUGAAGUAUCUUAGGACCCUGUCGUGUCCCACAUAGAUUGCUGCUGAAGAGAGAGGAGGUAGAGAGAGAAUAAGACUCAACCUCGCCUGGCGUUGCAACAUACUUACCUGGACGGGGUCGAUGGGCGAUCAAGGAGGCCCAUGGCCUAGGUUAGUGACCUCCAUUGCACUUUACGGAGGGGUGCUAAUCUAAGGUCAGCCCAAAGCGGCUGAGCCUACGUCAUAAUUUGUGGCAGUGGGGGCCUGCGUUCGCGCGGCCCCUGU
Messenger RNA from Rhodamnia argentea, 2160 nucleotides. RefSeq names its product lipoamide acyltransferase component of branched-chain alpha-keto acid dehydrogenase complex, mitochondrial. The coding region runs from base 169 to 1701 and encodes 510 amino acids. Gene Ontology annotation, molecular function: acetyltransferase activity; lipoic acid binding. Lineage: Eukaryota; Viridiplantae; Streptophyta; Magnoliopsida; Myrtales; Myrtaceae. The transcript is spliced from 8 exons. The record is from RefSeq and is a predicted model, not a curated record. Gene Ontology annotation, cellular component: mitochondrion; cytoplasm.